CAUUUCAGAAUCCAUGGAACUAGCUAAGCUGGAGAGUGAGUAGAACCGGUUGAAAUUCAUCUCGCAAAACAAAAGGGUAACCCUACAAACCCUAAUUCUUAUAUACUGGAUUUCGAAUCAUAACCCUAAUACAUAUACAUAUAUACAUGUAUAUUGGCAGGAUGAGAUUUUUCCUUGUUCUGUAAUGGCAUCAAUUUGGACUCUCCAACUUCACACCGUUUCUUUUCCGCGUCGAUUUCCCCCAAAUGUACUGGAAAUUAGAACCUUAUUGGGGUUCAAUUGUGGUUAUCUGAAUCGGAAUCGAAGGAAGACAUGUCGAAAGUUUGUUUUGAGAGCCUCAAGCGAUUCGGUGAGUUCUGGUGCCGACAAGCGAGUAGAAGAUGAAGUGGUCAUCGAGACGAAGAGAGAUAAACUGGUGGGCUUUAAAAAUCGGGUUGAAAGAUUGCAGCAAACAAUUGGCUCUCUUCCUCAUAUAAUUUUGGUGAAGAAAAGUCAUUCUGGAACUAGUUUUGCAAUUGGGAUAUGUGUCUUGGCAACUAUGUUGGCUAUUGCAGUGAGAGUUCAUGCCUUGAGGAAAUCAAGGUCCAAUCGUCCAGGAACGGUAGCUGAUCUUGUGAGGCGUGGCCAGCUGAGAUCCGAUAGAAGAGGCAUUUCUACACCUCUCAAGUACGAAGACCCAUUCAACAACCCAAUGGUGAAGGUUGGUAAGAGUAAUUCCACUGUCGAAAUGUGUGGGAAGGUUUAUCGCUUAGUGCCAGUGACUCUUACAAAGGAGCAACAAGCUAUACAUCAAAAAAGAAGAUCACGUGCAUAUCAGUGGAAAAGACCAACAUUAUUUCUUAGAGAAGGUGAUUCAGUACCCCCUGAUGUGGACCUUGAUACAAUUAGGUGGAUUCCUGCAAAUCAUCCUUUUGCGACUACUGCAAGUGAUAUUGAUGAAGAUUUGGCACAAAACAAUGUGUAUCAAAAGCAUGGUGUUCCAUUCCGUAUUCAGGCUGAGCAUGAGGCACUGCAGAAAAAGCUUGAAGCUCUACAGAAUGAGCAGAAAUUCAACAAAUUAUUUAUUGAUCCUGGUGCUGUCAAAGAGUUUGAAAGACCAUUUAAGUCGAAUUUGAGGCCAGACGAGCAUGUAGAACCGAGCCCAUCUAAUGGUGAUGUUGGCUCUAAGCCUUCCAAAUCAGAUCAUGCUCCUAGUUCCUUUAAAAGCAGCAAUUCAACCUAUGAGGAAACGCAGAAACCCUAAGCUACAAUUGAUUUUCAGUAAUAUUCUCUGUACCUGCAAAAUCAAAUGACUCUGAUGUUUUGACUUUUGCCAAAGACAAAUCCUGCAUUCCAUUUGAGAUUGACUCCUGUUUUUUCAAUCCCACUGCCACCAUAAUCUUGUUGAAAUAGCUACGGUUGGACUGUAAAUAGGAUUUUGUGUUUUAUACAUUUAAGCAGAAUUUGUGGAUUUCUUUAUUGCAGAUUCCAUUGUAUAUUUGUGGAGAAAGUGUUUAUGUGCAACACUUGGUUCAACUCCAUUUUUCUGACAAA
Messenger RNA from Cornus florida, 1533 nucleotides. RefSeq names its product protein MULTIPLE CHLOROPLAST DIVISION SITE 1. Gene Ontology annotation, cellular component: chloroplast; chloroplast inner membrane. NCBI's taxonomy places the organism in Eukaryota, Viridiplantae, Streptophyta, Magnoliopsida, Cornales, Cornaceae. Bases 185 to 1243 code for a protein of 352 amino acids. The transcript is spliced from 5 exons. Gene Ontology annotation, biological process: chloroplast fission. The record is from RefSeq and is a predicted model, not a curated record.